AUGCAGUGCCUGUUUUUAGAGGAUCGCAUUUCCACCGAGGGUUAUGUGGUACUCCUUGGUGAGGCGUUCCGCAGUUCCUUUUCUGCAAUUCGACCAUUCCUCACCACUAUAGCGGAGCCAACUUCACGUCCCUCACUAAUGCAUGAAUACCGCAUGACACCCUUCUCAUUGGGUACAGCCGUAUCUUCCAGUGUACCAGCAUCCGAAGUAGUGGAUUUUUUGGAUACCUAUGUCUAUGGAUUUCUCGAUAAAAAGUUAGAAACACGACGUACCCAUGUUUGUGACUUUAUAGAGACAUGUAUGAGUCGUUACAACCUUGCUCGUAUAGUUAUUGAGGAUCAACGAACAUUAGUGGAGUGUGAAACCGUUGAAAUUGCUGAAAUGCUACUUGGAGAUCCUGUUGUGCAAUCACUUUCAGCUGAACCACAUGAAGUUGUUCUUGAAGCUGGUGUGCUUCCCUAUUUCCUUCUACGUAGUAGAGCAGUGGCGAGAGUUGUCGCGGAACGUUGCGUUUUCUUGGGUUUCCCACUUCAGCAACAAUAUGAUUAUGAAAAGGAUGAUAGUAUUCGAAGUGUCAAUAUUAUGUUAAGGACACAGACGAAACCACGUCCAUACCAAAUUGAUGCUGUUAACGCCGCUGCAUCUGAUGGUUCUCUACGGAGUGGCUGUAUUGUUCUUCCUUGUGGAGCAGGUAAAACACUUGUAGGUAUCAUGUUACUUUGUAAGGUUAAGAAACCAACAUUAAUCUUAUGUGCGGGAAGUGUAAGUGUUGAACAGUGGAAAAAUCAAAUAUUGGAAUUUGCUAGUAUUUUUGCUCCUCAUACAGAUGAUGAGACUGUUUCCACUGAGAAACACAAGUCUAGACUAGAGGGAGCGGCACGAAUUGCUUGUUUAACUGGUAAACAAAAGGACGAAAUCACAGAUGAUACCGAUAUCGUUCUCACUACAUACAGUAUGCUCGUAACAGCCCAUAAAACUCAAAUACGUCGUCAUAUGAAUCGUACAGGUGAUACCACUAAAGGUGGAGAACAAAAGAGACGGCGACCUAAUCCAAAAGAAAAAUUGUUUCAGCCAUAUGGUCUUCUUAUUAUGGAUGAGGUUCAUGUUAUGCCAGCUGAGACAUAUAAGGAAAGUUUAAGUCUUAUUGAUGCUAAAGGAGUGGUUGGACUAACAGCUACUUAUGUGCGAGAAGAUUCAAAAAUAAGAGAUCUUUUCCAUCUUGUAGGACCGAAAUUGUAUGAUGUUUCUUGGGAAACAUUGGCAUCAAGUGGAUAUCUAGCAAAUGUGACUUGUAUAGAAAUUCUAACACCACUAACACGUCAUUUUAGUCUUGAAUACAUGGAACGUAGUGGAGAGAAUCAAAUCUUGCAACAACGCAAGAUGCCAUUACUCGUUAUGUUGGCUGCAGCAAAUCCCAAUAAAAUGUUAUGUGUUCUUGAACUUGUACAAAGACAUGUUGCUGAAUCAUCAAAGAUACUAGUUUUUUGCGAUCAUCUCAUGUUAUUAAAAGAAUAUGGAAAUCUUCUUAGGGCUCCUGUGAUUUGCGGAGAGACACCUCAUCGUGAACGAUUAAUGGUUUUUUCAGAUUUUCAAAGUACAUCAAAAUUAAAUGUUAUUUGUUUGUCUCGUGUGGGGGACGUCAGUGUCAAUCUCCCCAGUGCAAAUGUUGUGAUUCAGGUCUCUAGUCAUGGUGGUAGUCGACGACAAGAGGCACAACGACUCGGUAGAAUAUUACGUCCUAAAGCCAGAGCAAGUAAUGGAAAGAUAGUAGACGCAUGGUUUUAUACAGUUAUCAGUACCGAUACCGUGGAGAUGGCCUACGCCGCCCAUCGUACAGCUUUUCUCGUUGAUCAAGGAUACACAUGUCGCAUUAUGGAAUUUCGCCCUGAUGAAAAAUCUGAGAAUGAAUUCACUACUUCUUUAAAUGAAGAUGUUGCCCCUAUUACAGAAGCGGGAGAUAUUGUGAGUAUUAAGCAAGAAAAACUGCGUAAUGCUUUCAAGGAGUCCAAACUUAAAUGUCUCUCCAUGUCUUCUUUACAAGGCUCUAUUGAUCCACGAAAUGUUGACUACCAGUUAAACUUACUUUCCAGGGUUGUUUCUGGCUGGGAGUUAGAUUACCAUGGUCAAAUGUUGCAGCGGAUGGCAUCAGGUCAAGAUGGAGAUAAAGAAGAAGAAGACGAUGAUGUUGUGGAGAUUGUUGCUGACGAGGAUGUUCUCACCGUUAAACGAGAAUGGGCAGCACGACGUGGUGUGAUUCCUGUUUUUAUGAAUCAAGGUGCUACCUCUCUGCAAAACUUGGUUGGUGUGGAUGAAAAUUUUGUCUAUCACGAGCUUUAG
Molecule: messenger RNA, 2337 nt
Organism: Trypanosoma theileri
Lineage: Eukaryota; Euglenozoa; Kinetoplastea; Trypanosomatida; Trypanosomatidae
Product: DNA repair helicase, TFIIH complex, XPB subunit
Exons: 1
Coding region: 1-2337 (778 amino acids)
Biological process (GO): nucleotide-excision repair; transcription initiation at RNA polymerase II promoter
Cellular component (GO): nucleotide-excision repair factor 3 complex; transcription factor TFIIH holo complex; transcription preinitiation complex
Molecular function (GO): 3'-5' DNA helicase activity; hydrolase activity; ATP binding
Source: RefSeq, a predicted model, not a curated record